Molecule: messenger RNA, 1861 nt
Organism: Salvelinus sp. IW2-2015
Lineage: Eukaryota; Metazoa; Chordata; Actinopteri; Salmoniformes; Salmonidae
Product: rho-related GTP-binding protein RhoF-like
Biological process (GO): small GTPase-mediated signal transduction
Cellular component (GO): cytosol
Molecular function (GO): GTP binding; GTPase activity; protein kinase binding
Source: RefSeq, a predicted model, not a curated record
UACAAGGUGACAAUGGACAGUGCUAUGUUAAGCUAGUUUUCUCACUCAGGGUUUGUUGUAAUUUAUUCUUAUCUCAAGUGUCUGCGGCCAUUAUCCAGAUAACCAAAUCUUCUUCAACAAGAGGAGGCUCUUUGCCACAUUUUCAUCUAGCUUCUCAGAGAGAGGCAUGCCACAGAACGUGUCAGGCAUGAGCAGUGGGCAUACCAGGCGRCGAGAGGAGUUGAAGGUUGUGAUAGUAGGUGAUGGUGGAUGUGGGAAAACCUCCCUCCUCAUGGUUUACACUAAAAAAGACUUUCCAGAGAAAUAUAUUCCCUCUGUGUUUGAAAAAUGUGUCGCCAAGGUGAAGUACAGAGGGGCUGAGUUUCGCCUGAACCUCUAUGAUACUGCAGGUCAAGAGGACUAUGACCGAUUACGGCCUCUGUCCUAUCCGAAUGCCAACCUGGUGUUGAUCUGCUAUGAUGUAAUUUGCCCCUCAAGUUAUGACAAUGUCCUAAUAAGGUGGUACCCCGAGGUGCAUCACUUCUGCCAUGGCGUUCCCAUUAUCCUGGUAGGAUGCAAAACAGAUCUGCGGAAAGACAAGGUCUUGGCAAGGAAACUAUGGUCCUCAGGCCAGAACCCCAUCACAUACAUCCAGGGUGAAGAGACCAAAAGGAAGAUCAAAGCUGAGCUCUAUUUGGAGUGUUCAGCCAAAUACAAGGAGAAUGUGGAGGACAUAUUCAGAGAGGCUACCAAACGAGCCCUUGCAGCAACAAGGAAAUCCAGAAAGGCAAAGAGGAACGGAUUCUGUGCCCUUCUGUGACCCAAGAGAUAAUGCUAUCCACCACCGUGAGCUCCUGAUACAGACAAUACUCUAGCCUUACUCAGGGAAAACACAGAUGAUGACAGACUCCUUCUCCCUACGAGUCCUCUUAUAAUAUUGUUGCUGCAUUUUACCCUUCUGCUAACCGACUUCCUUUGUUGUUCCUUCCUGCUAAUUCUUGACAUAUUGUCAAAAUGUGUUUCUUUAAUAGAAAUGAACAACGCCCUCAAGUUAUAGAACCACAAAUGGGGACAUUUGGUCUUAGAAAAUUAAGGAUGCAUGAGGAAGAAGUUGAAGGUACCAUUGUACAAAAAUUGAAAGUUCCAUUGUAUUUUUCAUUUUGACGCAUCCAAAUCUUUUAAUUUAUACAAAAGAGAAGGUUGACUCAAACAGUAAUUCAUAUAGUACAUCUCAUAGUUGUAAAAAACAAACAAAAAAAAGAACAUUAAUAUGAUUAAAUGAAGCAACAUAAAUCUGGAUUAGCUUGUAGAAUUCAUUCUUCGGUAAGCCUAGCGUUGUUAUGCAUAAUAACAAUUGCACAUUGACUCCAGUCCUUCCAAUGACUAUGAAUGUAAUCAGAUAUGACAUACAAAAUAUGUAUAAUGUAUUUCAUAAAUGUCAAUGAUUGUCUAAUAAAGAGGUUCUCAAUCCAAUUCACUUACCUUUGGGGAGACUCAGCACAUUGUAACAGAUUUACAGUAUACGACUAGAAAACUAUUCAACCUCUUGGAUUUGGCAACAGACACAAGGCAGUGCAGUCAGAGUUUAUUAAGCGUGGGGCUUAAUAAACCCUCAAACAGAACAUCUUAAAAACAUCAAAUGGCAUUUAAAGGGGAUGUUUUAAAAAAGGCGUCAACCAUCAUCCAAUAUACUGAUGCAUAAAUAAUAAAAACCGCAAAUAAUCAUAUGCCAUUAUUUUAUUAAAGUAAUAUGUGCACUUGGAUCACAUUCAAAGGUUGACGAUAAAGAUCUGAAGUUUUGCCUCCAUUGAAAUUAAUUUAGAAGUAGCUACUUGUGACUUCACAUAAAUGCAAAACAAUUAGUGCUUUACAGUAUUGUUAA